This is a messenger RNA of Hippocampus zosterae (dwarf seahorse), 3848 nucleotides long. It is a transcript of the gene atp13a2, whose product is annotated as ATPase cation transporting 13A2. The transcript is spliced from 29 exons. Lineage: Eukaryota; Metazoa; Chordata; Actinopteri; Syngnathiformes; Syngnathidae. The record is from RefSeq and is a predicted model, not a curated record. The coding region runs from base 392 to 3763 and encodes 1123 amino acids. Gene Ontology annotation, cellular component: membrane. Gene Ontology annotation, biological process: autophagosome-lysosome fusion; regulation of mitochondrion organization; intracellular calcium ion homeostasis. Gene Ontology annotation, molecular function: P-type ion transporter activity; ATP binding; ATP hydrolysis activity.
UGCUACACCGUAGACUUCGGAAUGCGCCCAACUGGUUUUACGCAACCAAAAGCACAUGUACAUUUCCUGACUUUGUGAGCCUUUUAUCGCACAAUAUGGGACCAUGUCAGGUCCUUCCAAAUUGCAUCCGCACUUCAAAGUAACGUAAGGGUUACUUCGAAAAGUAUUUUAAAAAACGCGUUAAAAUAAAUUUGGACAUCGUCGCGUAUUGUAGACGCAUGUUUAUAAAUGACGUGUUAUCUGAUUUGUUUUGGGCGGGCAAUAUGGCAUAAAUAAAAGUGAACCAGUCAUUAUAGAGCCGGUGACUCGUCAGGAGCAGACGAAUUAAGUUGCCGGGUGGAUUUCCUGUCGCUGGCCUGCAUGACUGGCCCUGCUUGUGCGUGACAAACCCAUGAAUGCUCAAGGAUACAAGUGGGUCCGAUGGCGGGCGUGGUUGUGUCACCUGAUGGCUGUGCUGUCCCUGGGUGUUCUCCUGAUUGUGUUCCACUGGCGCCCUCGGCUAUCUCUUCUGGCACGCUGCCGUCCCUGUCCUCUCGGGCUUGCAGAUUUUGUGCUAAUACGAGAUAGUUGUGGCUACUACCAUGUGGCGGAAGUGCUCACAGAGGAGCUGGAGGAGGGCAGUUUGGAAUUAUUGGGAGAUAUAGAGGCUACAGAAUGGAGGGACACCAUUCAGCUUCACCAGGAGAAGAAAACACUUCUGCGCUACUACCUGUUUGAAGGCCUUCGCUACAUAUGGUUGGACAGGAAGGCAGCUUUCUGUCUCGUGAGUGUCCUCAAUGAGGACUGGACCUGCAAUGAUCUUCAUGGCUUCAAAAAUGGUUUGAGUCUCCUUGAACAAAACUUGAGGAGACAAGUGUAUGGACCCAAUGUGAUUGAUGUGCCUGUCAAGUCUUACUUCCAACUUUUAAUUGAGGAGGUCCUCAACCCCUUCUACUUUUUCCAGUUAUUCAGCAUGGUCCUGUGGACGGUUGAUGAAUUUUACUACUACGCCACAAGUAUAUUUUUAAUGUCUUUUUUCUCCAUCGCUAUCUCACUUUAUGAGAUCCGCAAGCAAAGAGUCAUUCUUCACAACAUGGCACGCUUGGUCACCAACGUCACAGUCAUAAGAAAGACCGGAGAGCAGGCGAAUGUUAGUUCGGAGGAGCUGGUGCCUGGUGACUGCAUAUGUUUACCUAAGGAUGGCCAACUGAUGCCUUGUGACGCUGCCCUGCUGGCAGGAGAGUGUCUGGUCAAUGAAGGCAUGUUGACAGGUGAGAGUGUCCCAGUGCUAAAAACUCCUCUGCUGAGUUCAGAAAAAAAAUAUAUCUCAGACGUUGACCGUAAGCACACACUCUUCUGUGGAACGCAACUCAUCCAGGCCAAAGGAGGGGGGUCUGGUGAUGUUGGUGCUGUCGCCGUAGUCACAGGGACUGGUUUUUUUACCGCAAAAGGUAACUUGGUCAGCUCCAUUUUGUACCAGCAGCCCAUCAACUUUCGCUUCUACCGAGAUUCUGCAAAGUUCCUGGUCAUCUUGGGAUUUUUUGCUUUUAUUGGGACGGUGUACAGCUUUGUGAUCCUCUCACAUUAUAAUAUGAGCUGGUUAGAAUUGGUGAUUCGGGUUUUGGAUAUUGUCACCAUUGUGGUGCCACCGGCCCUACCUGCUGCCAUCACCAUCGGCACCAUCUAUGCCCAGAACAGACUGAAGAAGCAAGGCAUAUUCUGCAUUAGUCCACCGCGCAUCAAUGUCUGCGGCAAGGUGUCGCUGUUUUGUUUUGACAAGACAGGAACUCUGACAGAGGAAGGGCUGGACGUGUGGGGAGUAGUGGAGGGGGGAUCUGCCGGUUUUUCAGAUGUGGUCUCUGACCCGAGUCUACUACCGCCAGGGCCAAUGAUCUCAUGCCUGGCCUGCUGUCACACUCUGGUCCUUCUGCAAGGGCAACCCAUUGGAGACCCAUUGGAGCUCAAAAUGUUCAAAUCCACCGGUUGGACGCUCCAAGAAUCAGGGGAAAAUGGUGCGCUGGAUGCCGAGUUUGGAGGGCAGAGAGUAUUAGCGGUAAUGAGACGUCCUCCACGGCUGCUUCCUUUUUAUGCUACUUCCACAAGUGAGCCUGUGGCAAUUGUUCAGCGGUUUCCCUUCUCCUCGGCCCUGCAGAGGAUGAGUGUGGUGACGGUGGUCUGCGGGGGGCGCUCAGCUCUAGCUUUCAUGAAAGGCUCUCCCGAGAUGGUGGCGAGCCUCUGCCGACAAGAAACGGUGCCGCCUGAGUUUUCAAAGAAACUAAGCAGCUUUUCCAGUGAAGGUCUCCGAGUUCUCGCUCUUAGUUAUAAACCAAUGGACACAAGCACUGAUCUAAGAGCUGCUGAACGAGGGGAAGUAGAGAAGGACAUGCACUUCUUGGGCCUGCUGAUGAUGAAGAACCUGGUGAAACCGGAGAGUGCCGAGGUCAUCCGCACAUUGAGGCUGGCGAAGCUCCGAACUGUCAUGGUCACAGGUGACAACAUUCGAACAGCAGUCAGCGUUGCCCAAAGUUGCGGAAUGGUGAGCGCUGAUGAAGGGCUCAUCUUUGUCGAAGCCACCGCCUGCACUGCUCAAACCGCACCCACCCUCAGGUUCACCGUAGAAGAUGGCGAGGGCACAUUUGUCACAGCCCAGGGAGAUUUUGGUUAUCACUUGGCUAUCAGUGGCAGUUCAUUUGCUGCCCUAUGCAACCACUUCCCUGAGCAUCUGCCAAAGGUUUUGAUGCGAGCAACAGUCUUUGCACGGAUGGCUCCUGACCAGAAAACACAACUGGUGAAAGAGUUCCAGAAACUGAACUACCGGGUGGGCAUGUGUGGAGAUGGUGCCAACGACUGCGGUGCCUUGAGAGCCGCUGACGCCGGGGUCUCUUUGUCGGAGGCGGAGGCCUCCAUUGCUUCACCUUUCACCUCCAAGACUGAAAAUAUCAGCUGUGUGCCAUUGCUCAUUAGAGAAGGUCGAUGUUCUCUGGUUACCGCAUUCAGCCUCUUCAGAUACAUGGCCGUGUAUAGCAUGAUUCAGUUCUGCUCUGUGCUCAUCCUAUACACAGUGAGCACCAAUCUGGGUGACGUGCAGUUCUUCUUCGCCGAUGUCAUGCUGGUGACCCUGCUGGCUAUCGUGAUGGGGAAGGGCGGCCCCAGUGAGAAACUGAGCCCGUGCCGGCCACCGGCCAAUCUGUUCGCCUUGCCCGUUUUAGGCAGCCUGUUCAUCCACAUAUCCGUGAUAAUCUUGGGUCAGAUGGUUGCGCUCUUCAUCACCAAAUCACAGGAUUGGUAUAUUCCCCUCAAUUCCACGCUUUUUGGGACUGCCAAUUUACCCAACAUGGAGAACACCAGCAUCUUUUCCUUGUCUUGUUUCCAGUACAUCUUCGUGGCCGUGGUGGUCACUAAGGGUCACCCUCACAAGAAACCUCUCUACCACAAUUGGAUUUUCCUGUGUCUACUCUUCGUUCAGUUGGCCGUGAUGAUUUGUCUAGUGUUGUAUCCAGGACCUUUCUUCAUAAAGAUAAUGCAGCUUUAUGACUUCACUGACUUGAAUUUCAAGAUGCUGCAUGUCGCUCUGGCUGCUCUCAAUUUCCUCAUUUGUUUUGUAGUGGAGAUGCUGAUUGAUGUUGGUGCCCUGAAGUAUCUUUGCUGCCUCUGCCCAAAGCGUUCAUCCAAGAAAAAGUUCAAACACCUCAAUUCACUCCUUUGUGACCCCUCCGUCUCAUCAUGGCCGCCCCUGAACCAAACACUGUAUUCCUCGGAGUACACAGCCAUUGGCAUAAAUUAGCAUCUCAUUCCCCAGAUGUACGAACACUGUCAACAUAUAGUAUAGGACUACAAAAGUUGAAUAAAGUGAUUGUUUUAUGACAUGA